CAACACUGGUUCUGAAUUGUCAAAAAAAAAAAAAAAACCUACACACACAAAUUUUAAAGAAGUGUAAACAAACAAUAGUUAGGAAAGAUGACCGUGUCAAGCCCUUGUGUUGGAGAAGGACAGGGCAGAGUGCUGAUCAUCGGAGCCAGUGGUUUCAUUGGCGAGUUCAUUGCUCAAGCCAGCCUUGAUUCCGGUCGAACCACCUUUCUUCUCGUCCGCUCACUUGACAAAGGGGCUAUCCCUUCCAAGUCCAAAACCAUCAAUUCUCUCCAUGACAAAGGGGCUAUCCUAAUACAUCAGGGUGUUAUUGAAGAUCAAGAAUUCGUGGAGGGGAUACUGAAGGAUCAUAAGAUAGAUAUAGUAAUAUCAGCUGUGGGUGGUGCUAAUAUAUUGAACCAGCUCACCAUUGUCAAAGCCAUCAAAGCUGUCGGAACUAUCAAGAGAUUUUUGCCAUCAGAGUUUGGACAUGACGUGGACAGGGCGAAUCCGGUGGAACCAGGGUUAGCCAUGUACAAAGAGAAGAGGAUGGUCCGGAGGUUGAUAGAGGAGUCAGGGGUGCCCUACACUUAUAUAUGCUGCAACUCCAUUGCUUCUUGGCCCUACUAUGAUAACACCCACCCUUCUGAGGUCAUUCCUCCUUUGGAUCGCUUCCAAAUUUAUGGUGAUGGCACUGUCAAAGCUUACUUUGUUGAUGGGUCUGAUAUUGGAAAAUUCACAAUGAAAGUUGUGGACGACAUUCGUACCCUAAACAAGUCGGUUCAUUUCCGACCAUCUUGCAAUUUUCUGAACAUGAAUGAGCUUUCCUCUUUGUGGGAGAAGAAGAUUGGAUAUAUGCUCCCCAGGCUCACUGUCACUGAAGAUGACCUCCUUGCUGCAGCUGCAGAGAAUAUCAUACCACAAAGUAUCGUUGCAUCAUUCACACACGACAUUUUCAUCAAGGGUUGUCAAGUUAAUUUUUCAAUUGAUGGUCCAAAUGAAGUUGAAGUGAGCAAUCUCUAUCCAGAUGAAACUUUUCGAACUAUGGAUGAAUGUUUUGACGAUUUUGUUAUGAAGAUGGAUCGAUGGAAUUAAAGCCCAAAAACAUGUGGUUGAAUGUGCUUGAUGUCCAUCACACCAAUGUGUGGUUGAAUGUGGAUGACAAUAUCCAACUAUUUAUUAUUAUUAUUAUUUAGAGAUAUGAAUCUAUUUAAUUUGACUAACGAAAUAUUAUUUGAUAAAGUCGCAUGGAGAAGAAAGAUUUAUAUAGCCGACCUCAUUUAAUGAGACUUAAGGCUUGGUUUGAUUUGAUUUAUUAUUAUAUGGAAACAAUUUAUCAACAAAAUUGGAGUC
Camellia sinensis is the source of this 1329-nucleotide messenger RNA. Its product is annotated as leucoanthocyanidin reductase. The record is from RefSeq and is a predicted model, not a curated record. Gene Ontology annotation, molecular function: oxidoreductase activity. Lineage: Eukaryota; Viridiplantae; Streptophyta; Magnoliopsida; Ericales; Theaceae.